AUGCCGAGUCAUCAUUUCAGCACAAAUCGCUUUGAACAAAACCUGGUAUAUCUUGACGAUUACCUUGACACUCUAGAGUCAUUGCCUGCAGAGAUGCAACGCAGCUUCACCCUAAUGCAGCAACUUGACGCAAGUGCACAAGAAAAAUUCGACAAGGUCGCCGAACUUUCCGUGCAACUGAUAGAGCAUAUACACGAACUCAGUCCAGAGGAUAGAGUGGAGCAACUCAAAAAGCUUAGCAGCAAUCUGUCGGCGACCGGAAAAUUCGCCGAAGAAAGGGUGUCUCUUGCUACAUCGACUUAUGACACCGUAGACCGUCAUAUUAGAAGGUUGGACGACGACCUUCAAAAGUUUGAGGACGAGCAAAUGACGGGACCUGGCAGAAUAAACUCUUCAACCACCGUUUCUUCCUCCCGCGAAGAACCUCGCAAGCAAGCUCCAAAGAAUGAAAAAGAUAAAAAAGAGAUAAAAUCGGAAAAACGAACGACCAACGGCGUUGAAACGAACGCAAGAAAGAAAAGCAAAACGGUGAAAGAUACGGGAACUCCACCACCAUCCAAAAACAAUGGAGACAAAGAACGCGAAAAAACCUGGAAAGGUUUCGAGAAAGAAAGAGAACGGAAAGAACAACAAAAAAGUUUCAUCCGAAAAGUCGACCACAAACGGGGACACGCAAACU
Molecule: messenger RNA, 679 nt
Organism: Acaulospora colombiana
Lineage: Eukaryota; Fungi; Glomeromycota; Glomeromycetes; Diversisporales; Acaulosporaceae
Source: the annotation of a GenBank genome assembly